Messenger RNA from Pezoporus occidentalis (night parrot), 3741 nucleotides. Its product is annotated as aromatase. Bases 152 to 1666 code for a protein of 504 amino acids. The transcript has 9 exons. The record is from RefSeq and is a predicted model, not a curated record. Gene Ontology annotation, molecular function: heme binding; iron ion binding; aromatase activity. Gene Ontology annotation, cellular component: endoplasmic reticulum. Gene Ontology annotation, biological process: response to estradiol; female gonad development. NCBI's taxonomy places the organism in Eukaryota, Metazoa, Chordata, Aves, Psittaciformes, Psittacidae.
CAAGUGUUAAUUUGCUCAUUUACAAGACCCACAAAGGGGUUGAGAGGUACCAACUGAAGCUGAAUCUAUCUUUGAAAAUAGAAGGCUUUGAAAAACUCUGCCUCUUUCCCCUUUCUCUCUCCCUAAAGAAAAGCAGGAUCUCUUGGAAAAGAUGGUACUCGAAACUCUGAAUCCAACGCACUACAACAUCACGAGCCUUGUACCAGAUACAAUGACAGUGGCCACAGUGCCCGUACUCAUUCUCAUGUGCUUUCUGUUUCUAAUAUGGAAUCAUGAAGAAGCUUCAUCAAUACCAGGGCCAGGAUACUGUAUGGGAAUCGGUCCCCUCAUUUCACAUGGGAGAUUUCUUUGGAUGGGAGUAGGUAAUGCCUGCAACUACUACAAUAAGACAUAUGGAGAAUUUGUGAGAGUUUGGAUCAGCGGUGAAGAAACAUAUAUAAUUAGCAAAUCCUCAAGUGUGUUCCAUGUAAUGAAACACUGGCAUUAUGUUUCUCGAUUUGGGAGCAAGCUUGGAUUACAAUGCAUUGGCAUGUAUGAAAAUGGGAUCAUAUUCAAUAACAACCCAGCACACUGGAAAGAAAUUCGACCCUUUUUCACCAAAGCUCUGUCUGGUCCUGGUCUUGUGCGCAUGAUAGCAAUUUGUGUUGAAUCAACAAUUAAUCACCUGGACAAAUUAGAGGAAGUAACCACUGAAGUAGGAAACAUCAAUGUGUUGAACCUUAUGAGACGGAUCAUGCUUGACACAUCUAACAAGCUUUUUCUCGGGAUUCCUUUGGAUGAAAGCGCCAUUGUCCUCAAGAUUCAAAACUACUUUGAUGCUUGGCAAGCACUUCUAUUAAAGCCUGACUUCUUUUUUAAGAUUUCUUGGCUGUGCAAGAAAUACGAAGAGGCAGCCAAGGAUCUGAAAGGAGCAAUGGAAAUCUUAAUAGAACAGAAACGACAAAUGCUUUCCACUGUUGAAAAGCUGGAUGAACACAUGGAUUUUGCAUCCCAGUUGAUAUUUGCACAGAACAGAGGGGAUCUGACCGCCGAGAACGUGAACCAGUGUGUGCUGGAGAUGAUGAUUGCUGCUCCUGAUACUCUAUCGGUGACUCUCUUCUUUAUGCUAAUACUGAUUGCAGAGCACCCCACAGUGGAAGAGGAGAUGAUGAGAGAAAUUGAAACUGUUAUGGGUGACAGAGACAUACAGAGUGAUGACAUGCCGAACUUAAAAGUUGUGGAGAAUUUCAUUUAUGAGAGCAUGAGGUACCAGCCAGUUGUGGACUUGAUCAUGCGAAAAGCUUUACAAGAUGAUGUAAUUGAUGGCUAUCCUGUGAAAAAGGGGACAAACAUUAUUCUCAAUAUUGGACGUAUGCAUAAGCUUGAAUUCUUCCCAAAGCCAAAUGAGUUUUCUCUUGAAAAUUUUGAGAAAAAUGUUCCUUCACGCUAUUUCCAACCCUUUGGAUUUGGCCCUCGGGGCUGUGUAGGAAAGUUUAUUGCUAUGGUAAUGAUGAAAGCAAUUCUGGUGACUCUUCUGAGACGCUGCAGAGUACAGACAAUGAAAGGAAGAGGCCUUAACAACAUCCAGAAAAACAAUGACUUAUCCAUGCACCCAAUAGAAAGGCAACCGCUGCUGGAGAUGGUUUUCACACCAAGAAGAAACACAAACAAGAACCAGGGUGACUAAAAUGGAUCAGCAGUAAAGUUACAGGGCUUUCUCAGUCAUAGCAACAAAGAAAUACACACCAUUUCCAGGCAAAGAUAUAGAGUAAAACAUUUUGUUGCCCCUAAAUAGCUACAAUUUCCACUGACAACUUGUUCUGCCUGCACAGCAGAACCAGGUUCUGGCCACAGCUUCAAAGUAAUAAAAUAAUCCUGUUGGUAGGUGAUGCAGUAAUAUAUGCAGGAUUCCUGGCUACUUUUUAAAACCAAGUUCAGAUGAUGUUAUGCUUUGCUUUUCAAACAGUGCAAGUUAAAAGGUUUGGGGGUCAACAAAAGAACAAGCCUGACACAUGUUUAAUUCCAGGACUACACAUGUCCCCCUCUCCCUCACCUCCCCGAAGCUGGACCUAGUAGUAUUUGACUAUUGCAAAAGCUCUAAGUAUCUAUUUUUGAAAACAUCUGUAUGAAUAAUAUCAAAGUUGAAUUUAAGACUAAGAAACAGUUUAAAAUAUUUAGGACAUAUCUAAGUUACAAAAACUGUUUGUAUACGAAGUCACUCAAACGUUUUUCUUUACUGUGUUUUGCUGUCAUACCAUUCUGCUUGAUACCAAAGACUUACAGUGUCAGACAGAUUUUACUGAGGAUAAUAAUUUUCAGAGCACUAGGUAAAAACAAUAGUUGAGAUAACUGUUUUUAAAAGCCAACAUUGUGCUAUAGAGUAUGCUAGAGAAGAUCUGUAAACAUCCUGGUAAAGACCAUCUGAGAAUAAGAUAAUGGAUAUAUAAAAUUACCACUAGUAUUACACAGGAGCCAGGGGCAACACCCAUCUCCACCUCCUCUGGUUAAACGCAGAAAAUUCCCACCUCACAUCAGUGACACAGUGGUAUAAAACCCUAAUGUAACUUCUACUUCUACCAUCUCCAUAACCUUUAAACUAGAAAAUUGUUAGAGCUGUUGGGAGAAGGAAAAACAAACUAACACAAAAAAAGCCCAAACAGAACCUCUCCCCACACACACCCUCCCAAAAAAAAAAAAAAAAAGUUAAAUCUCAUUCUUAUUCAUUCUGUAUCAUAAAACACCAAAAAGGGCACUUCACUGGAAAAGCACUUCUCAUUUGUACAAGAACUCCAAGAAGAGCUACACUGAAGGGUCUUUUUCUGGGGGGAAUAAACUACUCUUUCAUACACAGUACAUAUCUUUGCUUAUUUCACACAGAAAAGCAUCUUCAUAGUGAUAAUUUACUCUCUGAUUUUCUGUCUCAUAAUUAUAGGUCUCUCGCUGAGUAAGUUUUUUCACAAGGUUGGAAUUAAUAAAUUACUUUUAUCAUUCAAAUUUUGAAAUAAUUAUACAAAAUCAUGUAGAUAUAUGGAACAUGCAUGCUGCUCUGAUUCCUUUAAUGUAUUAUAUAGCGUUGAAUUUGUAGGCUGGAAUUUCAGAAACAUGAUUACCAUAAUUAUUCUAUGAAAGAAAAAAAGCAGUAUAAUUUUUUAUUUUUUGUAAGCAAGCCUGCUGAAUUAUUUCCCAUUGUAUUUUAAGUAUAUUCUUUCUGAUAUGCUUUGCACAUAGUGUUUCUGGUCCUCAGAUUUCUACAGUACUUAAUUUUGUCCACAUUUGGACAAUAGACCUGUUAAUCCGAGCUGUUAGCUAAUUUGAGCCAUUAGCUAAUCUGAGCUCUGUUCUCCAUAUCUGUAUUAGGCCUGUUACACAGUGGUCUGUUUGCAUGAAUGUUUGCACAAUAAGGUCCAUUUCCACUCCUCACAUACUUGACAUAUGUUUGAGAACUGCAACUGGUGAAGCACUGUGUCAAAGCUUGCCAUGUGGAUAUAAACAGUUUAAAUCUUUCCAAUGUAUAUAUGCCAUUGCACAAAACAGAGCUCUGAUUAUUACCAGGUACUGUAAAAAUUUAAGUGACUUUUAAAACUACAUCAAGUCUACUGUCAGUAAGUGACUAUUCCAUUAAAUUCAAUGCAUCGACAUGGACCAAACCUGAUGACUAUGUUUUAUACAUCACUGUGAUUAUGGGCUGCUCACAGCUCAUAAGCACGGAUGUUGUUCGAAAAUAAUCUAAUUACCAAAUAAAAGUUGUAUUCACAAAACCAA